Arachis ipaensis is the source of this 981-nucleotide messenger RNA. Its product is annotated as serine/threonine-protein phosphatase 7 long form homolog. The record is from RefSeq and is a predicted model, not a curated record. Lineage: Eukaryota; Viridiplantae; Streptophyta; Magnoliopsida; Fabales; Fabaceae. Gene Ontology annotation, biological process: meristem development; meristem maintenance.
AUGGAGUCUAUAAAAUACAAAUCAAACGCAAAACGCAGAAAACAAGAUAGAAGAGUUGAAAGGCUUGCUGAGAGAGAGGUCAUAGUGAGGGGUUUUAAAUUGAAUUUGUUGUCCAGAAAACUAGAUCUGCCAGAAACCUUUAAUGAGGUAGCUGCAGCGUCAUUAGCACUUAUUGGGUUUCAAUACAUUUCGCGAGUUGGUGAAAUGAGAGGCCAUUCUACACUACUCAGUGCCUUGGUGGAACUAUGGAGGCCGGAAAUCCACACAUUUCAUCUACCGGUCAGUGAAGUGAUGGUGACGCUAGAAGAUGUGACGUAUAUUUUAGGCCUCCCAGUUAAUGGGGAGUCUGUUACGGUUAGAUCAGACAACAGUCACCAGUUUUUGGUGGAGAACUGCAUCGCGUGUUUCGGUUGGGAGCUCGGUCCGCAAGAUCACAUCUUGGGUACGGUUAAUCUUGCAUGGGUCUGGCGGUACAGAGACACUGAGUCGUGUGACACGCAAGAGUCUGUUGAGCGGUAUGUACGGGCUCACAUUUUCUGCGUGUUCGGAACGGUUGUGUUUCUGGAUAAGUCGACCACUUCACUGAACUCGAAGUUUCUGCCUCUACUUCGGGAUUUCCACCGGAUAGAAGGAUACAGUUGGGGGGCAGCCAGUCUGGCACAUUUAUACAGAUCGUUGUGUCGUGCAUCACGAUUCAACUGUAAAGAGAUGGAUGGACCACUUAUACUAUUUUUUGUUUGGCCAUGGGAGCGUAUGCUGUUCCUGGCGCUUGUUCCCCACGAUCAGCUCGUUUAUGUUGGGAUUCCACUUGCACGACGGUGGAGUCAUUGGCGCCGGCAUAAAAGAUAUAUACGAAAGCCUACUGCGCAUUUUAGGCGAGGACUCGAUGACAUGGGAGUCGACGAUUUUAUAUGGCGGCCGUAUAUGGGAGUGGGGGUUUCGGAUCAGCUCGCUGUCCAUUUGUUUAUGUGCUCCACAUAG